AAAAGCGCCACAUUCGCUACUGUACGCUUGGUGCCUAAUACGCAUCAGCGCCAGUAAUGUUUCUUCGCAUCUUCUUCUUCAUAGUUCUACCGUGCGCCGGCAUGGCCGCCAUCUUUGUCAUCUACCUGGUAUUGCUAUGGUGCUCCCUGAGGAGAACAGGCGGAAUUGGGUACCCGCAGAAAGAUCCGAAGGGGUUAUCGGAGUCGGAUCUACAGAAGCUGCCGAGGAGCGAAGGCGUGGUUGAAGGGACGGAGUGCGCAGUGUGCCUGGACGAGAUCGAGAGAGGGCAAGUUGCACGCGUUCUUCCGGCCUGUAAUCAUGCGUUCCAUGUCCACUGUGCUGACACGUGGCUUUCGAAGAAACCGGUUUGUCCUAUUUGUAGAUCGACGCUUGGGAUUCCUGCAAUGGAAUGCCCGCAGAAUCGCUAAUUUUCUUUUUUCUGCCUUUUUGAUUUUGGGGAUUUUGACUGCUUUCGAGUUUUAUGUUAUCGGUUUGGCGCGAUGCAUGAUUUUAUCUUUAGGGUAUCGUUUGGUGCCAAGCGUACACUUGAUUUUGUAAAUGUUACUCCAUUAUUAUUAUUAUUAUUAUUAUUUACUUCUAAGCUAUUUAGAAUACAUAAUUUUAAUGUAUUUUAAAAUCU
Magnolia sinica is the source of this 640-nucleotide messenger RNA. Its product is annotated as E3 ubiquitin-protein ligase ATL23-like. Lineage: Eukaryota; Viridiplantae; Streptophyta; Magnoliopsida; Magnoliales; Magnoliaceae. The transcript has a single exon. The record is from RefSeq and is a predicted model, not a curated record. Bases 57 to 428 code for a protein of 123 amino acids.